UCCACCGGAACAUUUCCUUGGAAGUGUCUGUCCGCGGUCAGCAAUUCCAAUGAGAAAAAUUGCAAAUAAUUGGGGCAAAAAAAAAUUCCACCACUUAAAAAAAUAGAAAAAUCCACAACCUAAAUAAAUUAUUUUUUUAUCAAAAAUUAAAAAAACAAACAAACAGAGAUUCCGUUUCUUAUCCGACACAGAGAAGUGGAUUGAAGUGAAGAAAGAAACAACCACCGAAAAUGUCGGCAGCGCUUCCUCCACCAGCUUCAUCUCUCAAACUAACGGCGACAACCUCAUUCCCAACCUCACGCGCACUCUUCCUCGCUUUACGCAAACCCCAAAUUUCAAUUAUCCCACGUGCCACUCCUGACUCCGACGCUGACUCAUCAACGGAACCCAACUCCUCGCCCUCCUCGGAGACCUCAGCCGACUCCGACCCAUUCGAAUCCCGUCUCUCCCAAGUCCGCCUCCGUUACCGAAUCGGAGCCGGCAAGAAAGCGGAGCGCCGAAAAUCAAAGAAAUCCGGAUCCGUAUCCACUUCGUCGUCUUCCUCCUCCAUCUACCUCCCUCCGGUGCCGUUAAAAGAGGCGAUUUCAAAUGGGUUGAAAGUGGAUUUCGGGUUUAGCCCAUAUAGCGAGAGAAUAAACGGAAGGAUCGCGAUUCUCGGGUUGACGGCUUUGGUUUUAGUGGAAUUGGCUACGGGUAAGAGCGUGAUAAGUUAUCACACGCCAGCAAUUAUCUUUAUUCAGAUUUAUUUUGUAGCUGCAGUUGGGGCUUUGUUCGUUAAGUACGAGAAAGAAAAAGUUAGUGUUUGGCCACCUUCUCAAUCUUCUUCACCUCAAAAUUGAAAAAAAAAAGAACUUUUUUGGGGUUUUUAGUUAAUAUGAAGUUAAUUUGUAAUUUUAUAAUGUGAUUUAUUAUGAGUAUUUAUUAAGUACGAUGUUUUAGUUUUUGCCAUUGAUGUUAGCGUAUAUAUUAUAUGUAUUUGAGUGAUGAAUUCAUUUUUGAUGCAACUGGUAGUGGAGCUUUAAGCUUGUUCUACACAUACAACUUGGGCAAGCUUUGCCUAAGGAAAUGUAAGGAUUCUAGCUUCUGGAUUGCGCCUUGCGGCUUUGACAACACCGGGUCUACGAUGCUUGGGUAGUGGUCGACAGCUGUUUCGUGAGAUGAAGCAACAAGGUAAGAUGGUAGUGGCGGAGCUUUUCUCCUUACAGCAACAUUUUUGUGAAUCGGCAUUUGCAGGCGCUGUUUCUCCCGGAUAGGCCAUUUUCGGAGGAUCAAAUGCAGAAGGUAAUUGUGCAUGGCUUGUGUUUGAAUGUGGUUUCAUAGGUAGUGGAGGAGGAUGUCUUGCAGGAGGAACCAUGUUAAAUGAUGUUUUAGUUUUUGCCUUCGUUGUUGGGUUAUAUGUGUGUAUGCAUAUACAUGUACAUAUAUGAAUUGGUAAUGGAGGUUUAAGGAACUUUGGCAUGUAGAGGGGAAAUGAGUAAUUAUGAAGAGACGUGAUCUUUUUUUAUUCUUUGUGCAAAAUGGACACAAUAUUGUUGAUUAUA
Molecule: messenger RNA, 1541 nt
Organism: Gossypium arboreum
Lineage: Eukaryota; Viridiplantae; Streptophyta; Magnoliopsida; Malvales; Malvaceae
Exons: 1
Coding region: 231-839 (202 amino acids)
Source: RefSeq, a predicted model, not a curated record